Messenger RNA from Symbiodinium necroappetens, 291 nucleotides. NCBI's taxonomy places the organism in Eukaryota, Dinophyceae, Suessiales, Symbiodiniaceae. The record is from the annotation of a GenBank genome assembly.
GUCUACGAACCUUUGUUGCUCUUGGGGAAAGAUCGUUGCAGCAAGGUGGACAUCCGAUUACGAGUCAAAGGCGGCGGUUUCACUGGCCAAAUCUACGCCCUCCGUCAGGCUGUAGCAAAGGGCAUCGUUGCAUAUUACCAGAAGUACAUCGAUGAGGCAUCCAAGAAAGAAAUCAAGGACAUACUGAUGGCUUACGAUCGCUCCUUGAUCGUGGCAGAUCCUCGCCGCUGUGAACCCAAGAAGUUUGGAGGACGCUCUGCACGUGCUCGCUUCCAGAAGUCAUACCGAUGA